This is a messenger RNA of Sphenostylis stenocarpa, 1062 nucleotides long. The record is from the annotation of a GenBank genome assembly. NCBI's taxonomy places the organism in Eukaryota, Viridiplantae, Streptophyta, Magnoliopsida, Fabales, Fabaceae.
AUGAACUCUAGCAAGUCAUUAAUUGUUCCCAUUUCGAGAGUAUUGGGAAGAAGUGAAGAAGAACAGGAAGAUUCCGUAAAAUCUAACUCUGUUGCUCUGAUCAUCCUCUACUUUUUGUCAAGUGGUUUUUCCAUGGAAUGUUUCAUGAGUGACAGUGAGAGUGGAAGCGACAGAAUGGAGGAAUCGAGUGGCGUGUGGUGGUGCGUUUCAGCAGUGAAGAUGAUAGUGGAGUCCAUAAAGAUCAUAGCCUGCAACAAAGUGGUGUUCGCAUCAAUUAUGCUUCUCACCGCUCUCCCUCUCUCUACGCUCCUAAUUUCCCAAUCCAUCUACACCCACUCCCUCAACUCGCAAAUUCACCAUCUCGAGGCUCUCGCACGCUUCGCCCCCACACGCUUCGAGGCUCGACACGUGUGGCACCAGUCCCGCCACGACGCCCUUUCCCUCCUCCGCAUUAAGGCCCUCUUCUCCCUCCCCUCCUACCUCCUCUCCCUCACCGCCGCCCUCUCAUCAGUCCACUCCACCCGCCUCGCCCUCCACGCCACCGCCACCGCCACCCCCUCCCUUCUCUCCGCCGCCCUCCGCCUCUUCGCCACCACCAUCUUCGUCUACGUCAUCCUCUUCGCCUUCUCGCCCCUCCCUCGCUUCCUUGCCGCCCUCGCCCCCUCCACCACGGCCAGGAUCCUCCUCCUCGCCGCCGGGUCUGCCCUCGAGAUCUACCUCAUGGCCGUCAUGAACGUCGCCCUGGUAGUCUCCGUCGCCGAAGAGAGGUUCGGGUGGGACGCCAUUAGGGUCGGAUCUGGCCUCAUGGAGGGGAGCCGGGUCUGCGGGUGGGCUUUAUCGGGUCUGUUCGUGCUCGGGUCGAGUCUGAUCGGGUCGAAGAUGGAGCUGUUGAUGGAGGGUGAGGAUUGGAUGAAGGUUGAGGAUAAAGCGAGUGUGAUAGUUUGGUACGGUAUGUUAGUGUUGUGGAGUUACGUGAUUAUGACCGUCUUUUACUCUGACUGUAGAAAACGCCAUCCUAUUAGGGAACCCCAACCAGAUGAACUGCAACUAUCUGUAACGUAA